Messenger RNA from Racocetra fulgida, 246 nucleotides. Lineage: Eukaryota; Fungi; Glomeromycota; Glomeromycetes; Diversisporales; Gigasporaceae. The record is from the annotation of a GenBank genome assembly.
GGAAUGUUUAUUAUUCGAUCCACACUUAAUAUUCUUAUUGAAUCAAAGAAGUUAACAUAUAAAAUGACCAAACCUCAGAAUCCUGAAGAGUAUCUUAGUGAAGUGCUUGUUCCCGAAACCGCAGUUAGACUAAUUGCUCAAGAUCGACAAAUUGGAUUAGAAGAAGCAAAAAAAGUAAUGGCAGAUAGCGCAGAGUUUGGGAUGUAUGUACAUGAUAUAGAAUUGGAAGAUUUAGAAUUAAAAUAG